This is a messenger RNA of Onychostoma macrolepis, 5662 nucleotides long. RefSeq names its product tumor necrosis factor receptor superfamily member 14-like. The record is from RefSeq and is a predicted model, not a curated record. Bases 2024 to 2668 code for a protein of 214 amino acids. Gene Ontology annotation, molecular function: protein binding. NCBI's taxonomy places the organism in Eukaryota, Metazoa, Chordata, Actinopteri, Cypriniformes, Cyprinidae. Gene Ontology annotation, biological process: defense response to Gram-positive bacterium; positive regulation of cytokine production involved in immune response; negative regulation of alpha-beta T cell proliferation. The transcript is spliced from 8 exons. Gene Ontology annotation, cellular component: external side of plasma membrane.
UAUUGAUGUUGUUUUUAAAUUGAAGUUACAUAAAGCUUUGUUUUAUUUAUUUUUUACAGAAAUGGCAGACACCGCUGGAUCGACAUUGAUAAACCAGUAUUAACAGGUAAGAGCCAACAGCUGAUCAAUAGGACCUUUAUAUAAUAGUGCUCAUAGGAAACCAGGUGUGUAGUUCUUCCUUUAAAAAAGUUCUUGCUAGUAAAGGUCCCGACAUUUCUGAAUCUGUGCCCCUCAGUUACCAAAUGACAUCCAUUUAUAUUUCAGCACUGACAUUCCUUUAAAAUAAAACAAAAUAAAAGAUGACUUUUGGGUGCAAAAAACCUUUGACUUAAUUUGAGUACUAGCCUACCCAAACAUGCAUAAUAACACCUUUUACAAAUUACAAAUAUUUUCAUAAAUGUGCAGUCUGUUAAAUAUAAUCUACAAAUCUUUUAUCAUAAAACAUGGAGCAUAUUUGUGUUCUUUUAUUGAUUUGUAGUGUUUGUUUUUUGUGUUUUUAAGAGGGCUUGCUAUCAGGCCAAUUACAGAUAGUAGGCCUCUGCCUAUAUAAUAUAUAAUAUCACUCUCUAUUUUUUCCAUUAUACAUACAUGACUGUCAUUAAAACCAAACCUAGAUGAUAAAACUCACUGAAAUAAAACCAUAUCUUUGUUUCAUGGGUUCAUCAGAUCAAUGCCUUAUGAGAAUCCUCACAGCACCUAUCACUGUACCGUCUCAUUGCUUUCCAUGUGGUCACUUGCAUAACACAAGUAGUGCAGUGAAAUCAAGACCGUUGUGGAGAAAAAUCAUAUUACACACAGGCCAAUUUUGCAUUGAUUCAUAGCCUACAGGAUUCAUACAGAUCACAUGAUAAGGAAAAACAUGACUAAGCACAUUUAGGAUUAAUUUAUGCUUUUCUUUCCACAGAAUCACAACAGGGUUUUUCCCCAAGAAACUUAAGUAUGUGCUGACAUUACAGUUCAAGGACUCUAUGAAUGUCAAAUGUGCAUGUUGCUUUUAUUAAUAUUGUUUUAAAUAUAAACAAUAAAAUCACAAUGAUAACAUCAUGUUUAUGAGCAAUUCAAAAAAAGCAGUCACCAGCCAGCCAUGCCUCUUUCUGUAAAGUAAGCCGUUCUCUAAACAGUGACCAUGAUGGACUGAUUCCAACAUCGACUCAAAUCAAGAGAACAUGUCAACGCCACAGCCUUUUUUUUAACGCAAUAUCAUGUGUGUUGUAUUGUUAUUCGCGUUGUUUACUUGCACUUCCGUACGGGUUAAAUCACGUUGUUCCUUAUUCAGUGUCUCUAUCAGUGGUUUCAAGGAUAAAAAUGAACGAAACUAUGAACAUUGCUCUUGUGAGCUUGGGCGCAGCUACUGAAUUUGAAGGUUAAAAACACUAGUGAUGGCCGCUUUCGGAGCACUGCUUCGUGAAGCUUCGAAACUUUUACGAAUCAUUUGUUUCGAAACAGUCUUUAGGUGUGAAUCAUGCGAGUUCAUUGUGGUCGCCUACCAGCGGCGAAACAUUGAACCAGCGUCUAUGGUUUUUACCUGAUCUCGGAUCAGUUUCAUCAAUUUGUAGACAUUUUUAACAAGACAUUUGUGUAAAUAAAUUGGAUGAGAAGUAGUUAAUAUAUCUUUCUGGCCUAUAUAUACAAGCUCUCCAUAAAACAAAACAAGCCUUGCAAAUUAAUAGAAAAUAUUUUAAAAGCCACAUAUUAUACAGACACUUCAUAUUUAAUUAUAUUUAAUCAUUUUUAUGGCAUUUAAUGUAUUAUACUUUAAAAAAAAAAACACUUGCAAUGGGGUUUUAAAAUCUGUUUUUAUAAAUGUUUUAGCCUGAGUUUUUGUUGCAUUUACACACUUUUGACCAGCAGGCGUCACCAGCGUGUGGUGUUUCGAGCGCUUCGAAACAGUGAAUCAUUUUACGUACAAUUGGUUCAAUUGAUUCGAAGCUUCGGGUUCGUUUCUCCCACCAUUAAAAAACACCCAAGAUGGAGGCUUGAAAAACAAGGACAAAGAUGGUGGGGGUUUUACCAGCUGUAUGACAUGAGAACGAUAUUUUUGACAUGCGGUUUUCUCCUUUCCGUUGUCGCAUUUGGAAAAGCUUGUGGGCCUAGUGAAUAUAAAUCAGCUGCUGAAGAGUGCUGCCCCAUGUGCAAUAUUGGAUCAGUAGUACGCAGUGACUGUAGUGGGGAUUUGAGUACUACAUGCAAACCCUGCAGUCCAGGAACAUUCAUUAGUGAACCAAACGGCCUUCACAAAUGCUUCACAUGCAGAGACUGUGGUGAAAGUCAAGGCCUUUACAUCCAGAGUACAUGCACUACAAUAAAAGACACUAUCUGUGAUGUGCUUGAUGGCUAUUACUGCAUUGAUUACUCCAAUUCACAGUGCCAUCAUGCUCAGAAACAUAGUGUUUGUAAACCAGGACAAGAAACAAAAAGACCAGGAACAAAGACUUUGGAUACAAUAUGUGUGAACUGUCCUCAUGGAUUUUUUUCUCCAUCGGGUCUAAUCUGCACCAAAUGGACAGAUUGCACAGCUAGGAAUCAAAUACAGACAGAAGUUGGCGACUCUGUUAAAGAUGUCAUAUGCACACCAAAAAGUCGGGGAAGAUAUGGUCUCAUAUUUCCGGUGUCUUUAAUAUCAUUGUUCCCCAUAAUUCUAUACCUGUGGACAAUGUGCAGUGAGUGAAUUUAAUUUUUAUUCAUUAUUGAAUUGUUUGAUUUAUGUUGUUGGUUUUCUCUGAAACCUCUAGCAAAUACCUAACCAAAUGCUGGCGGUUUUGUUGGUGAUUAUUAAAAUGGAAGAUUCUAAUGAGUUAAAUCAUUAAAUGUUUCUUUUUUUAUUUCAUACACAGUCAACUGCUAAUAUUGAUGUGAUCUUGCUUGUAUAGAGAUCAGCUAGAUGCAAUUGAUUUUAACAUCACAGAAUCCUGUAUUAGAUUGUUAUUCUCAAAGUUUGUUAACAGGGUAAAGAAAUGUUUGUAUAAUAUACAUAAAAUAGUAACAUAAUUUAAAUGUUGUUUCUAGCAGAGAUUUUUGAUAUUCACAACUGAUUGUUUGUUUAUGGCACUGUUGUACUAAAUUCACCACAAAUAAUUUCUAUUUUGUGUGUUUUAUAGGUUGUAAACUUAAGUAUCCUGUUGAAGAAACAACGCCUGCACAUAUAACAGAACCCAUAAACAACACACCGUAAGAAGGAGGAAAACAGUGAAGAACAAGUUAUUUCCUAAAAAUCUCAAGUCACCCCGCUGGAUCUCCAGUGGCCCACUUCUCCGAUUGCUGUGACCUUGACGUGGUGGAGAAGCUUGAGGUCCUCCGGCGCUUAAGAACUAUGAGAGCAAGUUCAACCUCAAAAUCACACCUAGGAGGACAAACUAACCACAGCAAGCUAUUUUUUAUUUUUUUGUAGCAGCUCGAGUAUACAUGCAUGUACAGCAAUAUCAUUAAAAGACUCCGUGUGCGUCUCAAUCAGCUCCAUUGCUCCCGAGGUCGUGAAUCAGUAGGUCAUGUACAUGAAUUCGGUCACUGGUAAGUUCCCUGACUCACUGCACGUUGGGACAGUGAUCACUCGAAUUCCAGUGACAUGAUUACGUACAGCGUCAACGGACAAUAUAGUAGAACAUCAUCGCUAGAAUUAACAAACAACAGGCAGGACCUUUCUCAUUUUUAUAUUAUUUUUUUAUUCUCUUUAAAGACAUUGUUCUGUUACUUGUUCUUACAACAUUUCAGCUGAAUAUUAAUUAUAAAUGUUUAUUAGAUUCAAUUCAAUUCAGUUUAUUUAUAAAGCACCACUAAACACAACUAUCGUUGACCAGGGUGCUGUACGAGAAAGUCUUACAAGUAACCACAAACAGAAUUAAAAACAAAAACAAGGUCACAAAUAACACUGCAAAACACAGGGCAGAGCAAAAUCAAAUCACGAGUAAUAAGCCAGUUCAAAUAAAAAUGUUUUUAACCUGGAUUUAAAAAUGGGUAGUGUAGGGGCGGCCCUGAUUUCUGUAGGAAGACUAUUCCAAAGUCUCGGAGCAGCUACGGAGAAUGCUCGAUCACCCCUAGACUUGAGUCUGGUUCUGGGAAUCACUAAGAGCCUUAAGUUGGCAGACCUAAGAGCUCUUGUAGGUUGGUGGUCUGUCACUCUUCAGAUGUGUUCAUUACCUGUCUAGCGAUGUGUGUUCAUGUUAAAAUAUACCAAGAAAACGGUUUGUCUUUUCAAAUCUUCUAUCGCGUGUGGCUCGUGUGGGUUUUUUUUUGCGUUUCAGAAAUGUAACGUUAUUUCCGGUAAGGGAGCAUAGUGAGCGCUGAUGCUCCCUAGAAUUCGCGAUGCAUUGUGGGAUUUUUCAGGGAGCGAACGUUCCAGUGCACUGGAAGGAUUUCACGAUUGAGACCCUUAGAAUGGCCGACUCCCUGAUCAGUGCCCUGACUACUGAACAAGGGAGCUGAUUGAGACGCACCCUCACUCAUUCCUGACACAACAACAAAUAGACAGCAUGUGAAAUAACAUACUGCAAGAGGGCCAACUACAUAUGUAGGGAGACCAGGCAGGGCUAGUGCACACUUUUCUCAGUGACCAUUUACUAGGGUUGUAUUUCAGUCAAUGUCUUGAUUGUAAAAAGUGAUUCAUGAAACAGCUGAAAUGAAAAAGAUCACAUACACAUACAAAUCUCAGUUUACAAUUCUGCUUCAGUACCCCUAAAAGUAAGUUUUAAUCUAUUUUGCACUUUGUGUUUUAGAAUAUUGUUUCUAACAGCAGCACGAAUAACCUUGUUUGAAAAUUAAGAACAUUUUUCUGCUUGCUUGCUUCACCGUGUAUAUAACGCACCUCCACUAAUGUCAGAUUGGCUGCCCUGUAUUUUGAAUACGCUAGUUGAUCAUUUAUAAUUUUCUGCUCAUAAAUACAGUAGCCCUAAAAUGUAUUUGGACAUGUUUGGGCCCUUAAGCCACGCCUGCAGUGUAUAAAUUGAUUUCUUAUAUCUAUUGUUUUGUCACUAGUUUUUUUUUUAAAUUGUGCUUGUACAUAUGACAUAUUCUACAGCUUUAAAACAGUGCUUAAGAAGCACUUAAGUUGUAGUUAAAUAUGGUCAUUACUGUUAUCAAAUGAGUUAUCUUGAUAUUUGUCCAGUUUGUAUUGAUCACUGCUGUGAAAAAGGCAAUGCUAGUAAAAUUCUACUAUUAUAUGAUGAUUAUAUAUAUAUUUUUUUAUCUCAUGGUUUUAUACCUUAUGUGCACUACAUCUAAUUAAGUACCUUUAUGUUUUGGGUUGUUGUAUGUUUCAAUGAUAAAAGUGAACACAGAAACCUAAAACUGACUUUAAAUAUUAAGGAAAAAUGAGCAGACAAUACAGUGCCCACACUUGGAUCAUCUAUCAAGCAACAAGUUGUGCUGGUAUUCAAAACUAAGACUGUUUCUCUUUAUGGUGUAAGUUCUUUAACAAGAUCAGUUAAAAUCUUUACAGGACAUAAAAGAGCUGUAAGUCAUUACUGAACUGCUAAGACUGCAUAGACUUUCAGAAUGUGGCUACUGAGCAUUCAUUUGUCUUUAGUUACAACACAGUGAUAAUGUAACAACAUUCAGUGUGUGUAAUUUAUAUCUAGGAAACUAGUUUCUUAACAGCUCUGCAUGUUUGCUUUAGUGUUUGCAGCGUCCUAAUCAUGUCUAUGAAUAAAAUGUUCAUGGUGAAUCGACA